UCAUUCGUUUCGUACUUUAGUUUCAUUUCGUUUGUCAACCAUUUCUCCCGGUUUCCUCUCAAAUCAUUGCGCUCUGCAUAUCCAAUUCGGUACGUAUAACGCCAAAUGCUUUGAAUUCCGGCCGACUCACCGAUCGUGAUUUCCGAUUUUUCGUUUCUCUACCUACUCUUUCCCUCCUACAUCGAAGCUUUUAUGGAGUUGUUGAUGAAUAUGGCCGAUUCUUGCUCGCUCGCGUUGCUCUUUGAGAUACGUGGAGUUCUUGGCGCCGUGAAACGAAUAGCUCAACAGUCUACGAAGAUACCGACAAUACCUUUCACGCCGAGAAGUCGUAAAUUUAGGGAUUUCUGAACUCAGCUUCGGUCUAGGGUUUGUUUUAAAUUCAUUUUGUGUAUUUCUGCUCUUUGUGCACAACAAGUUGGACCGUGAAUAGUCGAACUUUCGUGACUGCUUUGUGAGUUUCGCUUUCCAUAAUAGUUUAUGCUACUGUAUGUGCGAUUCAAGGAGCUUUGGGGAAAAGAAUUAAUUCGUCUGAAAAGCCUUGCUUUCUUGCCGAGUUGAUUUCCUGCAGUUGAAAACUCCUAGCAGUUCUUGUUAUUGAAAUUUGUUUGUUUCAGUUUGUUGUUGUGAACAAUUUCAAGAGUAUGAUAUCACUUUUGGACUUGGGAUUUUGAUUUAUUUUUCUAUCAAUGGGAUUCGUGUGAUAGAAUAAGAUAUUCAGAAGCACCUAAUUGAAAAGGCUUAGUUCAGCAUCUCUUAGAUUUACUGUGGUUUGUGAACAUCUGAUGGCGGGAGGUAAGGAACUAGAUCUUCCUAAGAAGAGUGGUGCUUGCAGUUUGAAAGAGAAAGCAGCACAGAAGACCCUGGAUAAUGUGAGGCAGAAGGGGCACACAUAUGUUGAACUCAGGAAGGAUGGGAAGAGAUUUGUGUUUUUCUGCACCUUGUGCCUUUCACCAUGCUAUAGCGAUUUAAUUCUAUUUGAUCACUUGAAAGGUAGUCUCCAUGCUGAAAGGCUAGCUGCUGCCAAGGCCACCUUGUUCAAACCAAACCAAUGGCCAUUUAAUGAUGGUGUUUUUUUCUUCACUGAUCUGGAGCAAGAUAAAGCUCCUCCUGUUUCAAAUUCUGAGAAAACAAAUGUUGUAGGUAUAGAUUGGAAUGAUGAUGGUGUUGAUUCUCUUGCUAUUGUCAAUUAUGUUGAAAACUCAGUGCCUGAUACGAGUGAGGAUGUUAAGAAUUGUACAAUUUCUAGAACUGGAGAUCAACAUCAGAUUGUUAUUCCAGGUGUGCUUUGUAGAGAUGAGAUUUCUGAACUUGUAGUCAAACAUAUCGGCAUUGGAAGGAUUGCUGCAAGGGUCUGUGGGAAGGAUAGGGCGGCUUCUAAUGAGAUUUGUAGAAUAUGGUGUGAGUGGCUGGGGAAUAAGGAUUCUUGUAAUGAGGAUGACAUCAUGGUUCCAGUUCAUGACUUUGCUAUCAUCAUUUUCCCCUAUAAUUACAGUUUGGGAAGGCAUGGGCUACUUCAGGAACUGAGGUCUUUGCCUCCUCCUAGUUGUCUUUUUGAGCCUGGCGAAACUGGCAUUGUUAAAACUAAAAAGAGGAAAUCAUUUUCUGAUCCUGAGGAUGUCAUCGACUCUCUAAGCAAUCAGUAUGAUUCUUCAGGUGAAGAGUCUCAAUCUUCAGAUUCGAGUUUAGUGUUAUGUGGCCCUAAUGAUCAAUCACUGGAUUCCAGAGUAUUUUCUAGUAAAACCUUAAGGAAACAAUUGAGAAGGCAACUUGAAGUAGCGUCUGUCAGGAUGUGCAAUAUCUGCCAACAAAAAAUGCUUCCAGGCAAAGAUGUUGCAACACUCUUGAACAUGAAAACUGGAAGACUUUUAUGCAGCAGUAGAAAUAAGACGGGAGCAUUUCAUGUAUACCAUACUUCUUGCCUUAUCCACUGGGUGCUUCUUUGUGAGUUGGAAAUGCAUGCGAAACAAUCAGAUGAAGCUAAAACAAAACAAAGGUCACGAAGAAAAACUGAGACCACUCACAAUGGUGAAAGAAAGAAUGGUGAUACACAAAAAUAUAUUUCUUCAAUCUUCUGUCCUGAAUGCCAGGGUACGGGUGUGAGGAUUGCUGAAGAAGACUUGGAGAAACCAACUGUCCCACUGUCUCAGAUGUAUAAAUUCAAAAUCAAACUUAGUGACGCCUGUAAGGCAUGGAUGAAAAGUCCUGAGGAACUGAAAAACUGCUCAACAGGCUUCACAUUCCCUCCCUUGUCGGAUGAUUUGUGUCAGGUUGAGAUUUUUUCCUGAGCAUUUAUUUAUGUUAUGAUUAAAGAACAUGUGUUAUAAUUGCUUCAACUGGGGAAUUUCUUGGGUGUUUACGCUUUAUGUUUGAUUGUCACCAGGAAUCUGUAACAUCAUUGAAGCUGCUUCGCUUUUAUAGAGUGGAUGAUUAAAGCGGUUUGUGAUAUGUUCCCCAAAAGGGGGUCCUGUGAGAUUGCCUGUAAUAUGCUGUAAAUACCAAGCACUUCAGAUAAGAAGUACUUCUGCCUAGGAAAAACGUGGACAUGAAGCUUAUGUACAUUUUGGUGUUUCUUGUUGGACCAUCAGAACAGUUAGAUGCCGGGUUGGAUGUCACUAAUACAUUUUG
Messenger RNA from Cuscuta epithymum, 2625 nucleotides. The record is from the annotation of a GenBank genome assembly. NCBI's taxonomy places the organism in Eukaryota, Viridiplantae, Streptophyta, Magnoliopsida, Solanales, Convolvulaceae.